UGUUAGAUUGACAGCUCGCGCCUCUCUAGCUCGCGGCUGCUCCCCGUUUGUGAGAAUCACUGACGUCGACAUCCAGCUUCAGUUUCUUCCACUUUUUUAAAGAAGUUUGAGGCGAAAGUGACUCGCUGUGGAUUUAGUUGUUUUUUCCACGGGCCCCGCGGGGUAUGAGAGCGGGGCAAACUAAGUAGCAGAGGAGGCAGACCCGUCCGUUUGAUGGCUGCCGGGGAUGGAGCCCAGCUGCCGGCCACAGUAGCGGCCAGCCGGAGCGUGGAGAAGGCUCUGGAGGAGGCUGCAGCCAGCGGGGCUCUCAACCUUUCCAACCGAAAGCUCAAGGAGUUUCCCCGCAGCGCCAGGAACUACGACCUGUCCGACAUUACGCACGCAGAUCUGUCUAAGAACCGGCUGUGCGAGCUUCCUGACGAGCUCUGUCAGUUCAUCUCUCUGGAGACGCUGAGCCUCUACCACAAUGGCAUGCGAUUAUUGUCCCCCAGCCUGGCCAACCUCCAGGCCCUCACCUACCUCAACCUCAGUCGGAACCUCCUGUCCAGUUUGCCUCCUUCCAUGUUCCAGCUUCCCCUCCUGCGAGUUCUUAUCGUCAGCAACAACAAGCUGUCCUCUCUGCCCUCGUCCAUCUACUCGCUCACGCACCUCCGACAGCUGGACGUCAGCUGCAACGAGCUGCAGAGUUUACCACCAGAAAUGGGUCAGCUGGAGAGUCUGAGGGACUUAAACCUGAGGAGGAACCAGCUCACCACUCUGCCUGAAGAAAUAUCCGAGCUUCCUCUCGUUCGGCUCGACGUGUCCUGCAAUAAAAUCUCCCACGUGCCUCUGUGUUACCGCCACCUGCGGCAUCUGCAGACCAUCUCCCUGGACAGCAACCCUUUGCAAAUGCCACCCGCACAAAUCUGCUCCAAGGGCAAAUACCACAUCUUCAAGUACCUGAACAUGGAGGCCUGUAAGAACCACGAGGAGCUGGAGAAGCACCUGAACCUGAGGCCCACUGGAUUCAAAAGCUGCCUGUCGGACCAGGAGCUGUUCUCAGCUCAGUUUGGUGGCCUGGACUCUGGAUUUAACAGCGUGGACAGCGGCAGCAAGCGCUGGUCUGGGAACGAGUCAGCAGAUGACUUCUCGGAGCGCUCCAUUCAGAUGGCCGAGGCCCACAGGGAGCGGAGCAACCUGGAGGAGGAGGAUGAGGAAGAGGAGCGCCCCCUGGAGGCCAACAAUGUGAACGGAGCAGCUGAGGAGGUCGGCUUCAUUCACAGCAGAGUGAUGGAGGAGGUGGAGGAGAUCAGGAUAGAUCCGCCCACUCCUCCUUUCAGCAUGCCUCCUUCGGAGCAGGAGAAAUAUUCAUCGUCCCAAAGCCAAGACGCAGCAACCUGCAGAUCCAGUCCCCAAGUUGACGGGAACUCCUUUCCCACUGCAUCCUCGUCCCCCGUGUCUCCUUCCAGCCCCAACCUGGAGGAGCGGCGGCGGCCCGGCACCCUGUUCAUCUGGCAGGAGAGGGAGCGACUCCAGCAGCAGAGGGAGAAAGCCAGUUUGCUGAAGUCGAGCUCUAAAUCUGGAAGUAAUGCAGCCUCUGCGCCGCAGACAGGAAGCAGCUCAUGUGGUGGCUCUCCAGAGAACGGCAGCGCUCCUUCAGGCCUGCGUCAGAGAUGUGCGAGCGCCGACCAGAUGAGCACAGGAUCCCCGUCUGCGGCUCUGCAUCGCUCCAGCAGCAGAACAGACGUGCCGUCCUCUCCGAAGGCGUCCUCUCCUCCUGGUCACGCUCAGAGGCCCAACAGUUUCCUGUUCCGUACCUCCUCCAGGAGCAACGUCAAACCCACAGGGACCACCUUCACUCUGGGCGAGUCCGGCAGGAGUGAAUCUCGCACCACGCUGCGUUCGCCGAAAGAGGAGAGACGAGACCUGACGCAAUUACGCAAGACUCUGGAAUCUCGGCUGAAGAUCUCUCUGCCAGAGGACCUGGGCGAGGCUCUGUCCAACGGAACCGUCCUCUGCCAGCUGGUGAACCAGAUCCGGCCGCGCUCCGUCUCCAUCAUCCACAUCCCCUCCCCCGCAGUGCCAAAGCUGAGUUCGGCGAAGUCCAGACUGAACGUGGAAAACUUCCUCAGCGCGUGUCGGAAGCUGGGCGUCCCUGAGCCUGAAAUGUGUGUCUGCUCCGAUGUGCUUCUGUGUAAGCUGCCCGCUGUGCUGCGCUGCGUGGCGGCCUUGCUGGCCGUGGAGCCCGAGGAGGACCGCGCCUCGCCUGCGUCUUCCUCCUCGCUGCUGUCGGCAGACUUCCUGUUGUUUUACUGCUCCGUCAUGGCGCUUCUCUACGCCAUCUACUGCUACCUGCUGACCUAAAGACUGAAGCGAUGGAACCGUGUGCGUUUAGGAGACACAAAGAAACCCCCCCCCACCCCGUGGUUAAAGAGGGGAACGACGCCUUAACCUGAUGAGGCGUUUUUUUGGAAGCCUGACAUGUUUGGGGUAUUUCCAGUCGAUCAAUCCGUAUUUUUCCACGUUUUUCU
Molecule: messenger RNA, 2510 nt
Organism: Cyprinodon tularosa
Lineage: Eukaryota; Metazoa; Chordata; Actinopteri; Cyprinodontiformes; Cyprinodontidae
Gene: lrch4
Product: leucine-rich repeats and calponin homology (CH) domain containing 4
Exons: 18
Coding region: 214-2343 (709 amino acids)
Molecular function (GO): protein binding
Source: RefSeq, a predicted model, not a curated record